AUGUCGGACAAUCAAGACCUCUUGCCCAGCGCUAACAACUGGAUAAAGUCAAAUCGAGGAACAUAUCGCUUGGACAGCGUUAUUGGCAAAGGCGGCUACGGAAUUAUUUUUCGAGGCUCCAGCGAAAAUGCAUCUGUGGCGAUCAAAGUUGAAAAAUAUAGUAAAUCGAUGCUUCACAUUGAGGCAGAUGUCAUGAGAACGGCAGCGAGAAAACGCUGCAAGCAUAUUUGCCAGUUACUUGACUGGGGCGCGGAAAAACCCAAUUAUAUGUUUAUUGUGAUGUCUCUUCUUGGAAAGGAUCUUCAAAAGCUUCGAAACGAGCAAGCAAAUCGUAAAUUCUCUCUGAGCACCGCCAUUCAUGUUGGAUUGCAAACACUAGAAGCUAUCGAAGAAUUACACCAGUGUCGCUUUAUAUCGCGAGACAUUAAACCUGGGAAUUUUGCUGUUGGUCUUCGAGAAAAGAAAAAAACGUUGUUUUUAGUCGAUUUUGGCUUAUCAAAAAAGUAUAUUGAUAAGAACGGGAAUCACCAUUCUUCGCGUGGAGAAGUAGGCUGGCGUGGCACAAUCCGGUAUGGAUCGCUUCAUGCUCAUUUGGGAGUGGAUCUUAGUCGAAGAGAUGAUGUGGAAUCAUGGCUUUAUCUUCUCGUGGAAAUCACCAAAGGGUCACUUCCAUGGCGCAAUUUGACUGAUCGAAAAGCUGUUCAAACCGCAAAAAUAUCAGCAAGAAACGAAGGCCGAGAAAAAUUUCUUGAAAAUUGUCCAAAACAGUAUGAUAACAUUCUGAAUAUAGUGGAUGAGCUGAAUUUCAAAGAUGAACCAAAUUACGACGAAAUGAAGCAAAUUCUGCUAGAAGUACGAAAUGUCACAAUAAGCUAG
Messenger RNA from Dracunculus medinensis (Guinea worm), 876 nucleotides. Lineage: Eukaryota; Metazoa; Nematoda; Chromadorea; Rhabditida; Dracunculidae. The record is from the annotation of a GenBank genome assembly.